AUGCCAACUUUCCUGAUUUAGGCGGGAUUCUCCCGAUCUUACCCAGCCAUUCCGCUAUCACGAUCGUGAAAGCAAAAUUACCCCUAAAUCCCGAUUUGACCAUUUUUCGACCAAAAUUUCCAAUUUUCCGACUUGACCCGAGUUUGAAAUCGGGACAAUCGUGAAAUCUCGUUAACCUCUCGUAUUAUCAACCAAUGAAAUUUCCCGAAUUCGUCACGCUUAGGUCGCGUGUAAUUUACCUAUCGAGGAUACCUACCUGUGUGUACUGUGACGAUUACGCAGUCAAUUAUGAGCAUGUAUCAUGUUUUGAUAACAAUUAAUGCUAUUCUGGGGUAUGGUGGAGAUCAAUCGGGAAUCUCGCAUAUCGAUUCACCAUGGGUGCAACUCCACCACGAAAAAAGAGUAGAUCAGCAGCGAAAUACCGGGAAAAAUGGGAGGCUGACGCAAGAUUCACCGGAUGGUUGGCGAAGUCAAAACAAGGACAGGCUCAUGCAUACUGCAGAGUGUGCAACAGAGACUUCAGGGUUGACCAUGGUGGACUGAAUGACGUGACAAAGCAUAUGAACACAGCCCUGCACCAAAAUACUUUGAAGUCGCAGAAUUCGACACCGUCUGCCAGAAACUUCUUCACCAGUUCAAAACUCGACCAAGAUGAGGAUGUGAUACGUGCCGAGGUUUUGUUUGCCAAUUUUGUGGCACAGGAUAACCUCCCGUUUCUUGUCGCAGACUGCUUUACCAGGUUCCCAGUUAUGGGGAAAGUAGUGAAAGCCAUGCUUACUGUGCCAAACUCCAAUGCUGAAUGUGAGAGAGUAUUUUCAAUGGUGAAGAAAAUACAGACAGAGACCCUGCUAAUUUGGAUAACAAAACCAUCUGUGCUCUGCUUACCACCAAAGUUAACAACAUUCAGCAUUGUAAUCUUGUGA
This is a messenger RNA of Saccostrea cuccullata (small rock oyster), 923 nucleotides long. RefSeq lists its product as uncharacterized. Gene Ontology annotation, molecular function: protein dimerization activity. The transcript has 2 exons. NCBI's taxonomy places the organism in Eukaryota, Metazoa, Mollusca, Bivalvia, Ostreida, Ostreidae. The coding region runs from base 375 to 923 and encodes 182 amino acids. The record is from RefSeq and is a predicted model, not a curated record.